AUUGAAAUACAACUGUGCCAUUUGGAAGGGCUAUCAGAGACCUCUUGUGUUAUAAUGUGGAGACACUUUUAAGGAUAUAGGACAGAAGGAGGGAGAGUCUGUUGUUGUAAAUGAUUGCUGGACAGACUCUAAUACCAGCCCAAUACUUGAAUCAAAUGUUAAACCAACCAGAGAGAGAGGAGGAGGAGGAGGAAAUAAAGAAUUAUAUAACUGCUGAUGUAGUCAAGAGAAAAAGGACCUCUAAAGUCUCCGGAAGGUCCCCAUUUGCCCACAGAGUAAGUUUACAUGACAUAUUACAUCAUUUAAAGCUCUGUGGGUGGUACUGGGGAGAAUUGAGUAGCGAAGAAGCUGACAGCAUUCUACAUACGGCAAGUGAUGGGUCGUUCAUCCUUAGAGACAGCAGCGACGCUUGUCACCUGUUCACUCUCUCUCUCAAAGCUCACAGAAUGGUCAUUAGUGUUAGGGUCCACUUCAGUAGGGGCCUCUUCAAAUUAGAUUCGUCUACUUCUGACUGUCCCUCAUUCCAUUCGGUGGUCGACCUCAUUUAUUAUUAUUUAUCAGACAGCCACAGGUUCUUUUAUGUUGAUGUUCCUGGUUACGGAGAAGUUAGAGUCACUUUAAAGCACCCGAUUCUAAAGGAGGUACUUCCUCUGCAGCACCUCUGCUGUAUAUCGAUAGUUCGGUCUUGUAGAACACAAGGACACAUAGAGACGUUACCAUUACCUGCUCAUUUGAAAAGACUUUUGUUAGAGUUUUGUUCCGAAUCAUCUUCAUCAUAAUCUCUAUCUCCUUCUUUCUUUCUUGUACUUAAACCAAUUCACAAUUCUCUUUUUAUUGAAUUCUCUCUCUUUUCCUCAUGUAUUGUAGCUAUAUCAAUUCUACUAACAUUAAAAGAUAUCAGAUUAACUUAAUUAUUACAUGUGCUCAGUCAACUGCUUCACAUAUUUCAUGUAUCUCCUACUGUGUUGUGACUUGAAA
Molecule: messenger RNA, 978 nt
Organism: Amphimedon queenslandica
Lineage: Eukaryota; Metazoa; Porifera; Demospongiae; Haplosclerida; Niphatidae
Product: suppressor of cytokine signaling 2-like
Exons: 2
Coding region: 111-779 (222 amino acids)
Biological process (GO): intracellular signal transduction; phosphatidylinositol phosphate biosynthetic process
Cellular component (GO): phosphatidylinositol 3-kinase complex
Molecular function (GO): 1-phosphatidylinositol-3-kinase regulator activity
Source: RefSeq, a predicted model, not a curated record